AUGUCCUACCCCAAUCUCCAACCGGCUAUGACGCCGCAGAAACCCCUUCCUGGCACUUACUUUCAGACGCCUGCUCCCCCCAGUGUUCCGACUCCGCAACCGCCCUCGCCCAAGCCCGUUGUACCCCCCACAGAUGCAGCUUCGCCCGCCUCACUUCCCAAGCUUCCUCCAGCUGCCUCAAAGUCGAAAACUCAGACCUUGAGUACCGAAGAGCGGGCAGCGCGAACUGUCAACGAUACGCUGGCCCAGGAGGCUCGCUAUCCGGACCUUGAUAGCUAUCUCUCUCAGGGGUUUUCGUCCGACUAUGAUAUUCCCGUCUCCCCGUCAUGGGCCCCCUUCCAGAAGGUCAAGAUGUACAAUAUCCCCGACCAAAUCUUCGACCAGUACAACCUCGCACAGGUAUCGACAAGCAUGGGACUGUUGGCAGAGCUGAACCAUGCAUGGGUUGCCAUUGACAACGCUCUUUACAUUUGGGAUUAUACGCACCCUAAUCCUCAGUUGGUUGGAUUUGAAGACCAGCCGAAUAGUAUCAACUCAGUCAAGCUCGCAAAGCCUCGCCCCGGCGUGUUUUUACCAAGUAUUACCCAUUUGCUGGUUAUUUCAACGACAGCCGAGGUCAUUUUGUUGGGAAUGGGCUGUGAGACUACCGCUGGAGGUGCUCGACAGGUUACAUUAUACCAGACGGGCAUGUCAGCGCCCGUUCGUGGACUGGAUAUUCACGUUAUGGCCUCGUGCAACUCCACUGGUCGGAUAUUUUUCGGCGGUUCUUCCGACAACGAUGUUUAUGAGCUCACAUAUCAACAAGAAGAGAAGUGGUUCCAGGGUCGGUGCUCUAAGGUGAACCAUACUAGCUCGCGCCUGUCCGCCUUUACCCCAACUUUGAGUUUCACGCAAAAGACGUUUGAACAUAUCGAGCAGAUGGAGAUUGACGACUCCCGACGACUUCUCUACACCCUGUCCUCGUCAUCUACCAUUAGAGUAUUCCACCUGAAGCCGGAUGGCACCCUUGCGCUAGCCAUCACAAAGCCCGCUCUCGAUAUCUAUGCCAACGUUGGUCAUAUUAUCGCCUCCCAUGAGGCUUUGAACUCCAAGGUGAAGAUUGUCUCUAUCAGCCCUAUUCCGGCCGCCGAGGCAUCGAGAUACCACUUGAUGGCCACUACUGCGACUGGCUAUCGGAUUUACUUGAGCGCUACAGGCUCUUAUAGCUGGUCACCUGCACCAAAUGGCACAAAUGCUCCUACCAGCAUGCAGGCGCACUACGUGAAGACACCACCCUUUGACAACACCCCCGCAAGUCCGGGAACCACUGGAUUCCAGGGCCCAUCGCGGUUCCAAACAUCGACGGCGGGGAAAGUUCCAAUUCAUUCUCUGGACCCCGCUCGUUUCUCUGCUCGAUACCCCCCCGGCUAUUUCUUUUGCUUUACAUGCAAGGAUACCAUGCAAAAGACUGACACGCUAUUCAUUUCCGCUCCCGACUCGGGCCGUGUUGCGCGUUCGCAAGAGAAUGUCAUCCCUGGCAAGGCCGCGGAGACCGGCAUCUGGCUAUCUCUGAGUAGUAGAGCAGAAGAUGUCGGGCUUAGCUCACCAACAACUCCAGCAACAACGACCCCAGGGGGCUUUGGCAACGAACUUGCUGUUCAGUUUGACAACCCAGCUGCUGAGGUUGCUGUUUUAACCAACACAGGUAUCCAUGUGUUCCGCCGACGGCGUCUUGUUGAUAUCUUUGCUGCCCUAGUUCGCCACGGUGGCAGUGGCGGCGACGAGGGAUUAGAGGGCGAGAUUAAGAACUUCAUUCGCACUUAUGGCCGGAGCGAAACACUCGCAACGGCCCUUGCCGUUGCAUGUGGUCAAGGCGUCGAGGUUUCUACCGACUCGCGCCUUACGAAAAUAAACGACCCUGAAGUUCUGGAGUUCGCUCGCAAGGUUUUCAUUGAAUAUGGCGGUCGACCUACGAUGAACGAAAAUGCUGUCGCGGAUAAUUCCACUCCUGCAAUUGACACUGUCGUUCCCUCACCCCGUCAUGCGGGAAUCGCUCUUUAUAUUUCGAGAUUAAUACGCUCUAUCUGGAAAAAGGAGAUUGCCAAGGUCGGUAGCUCACCUAAUGGAGCACAAACCGUAUCGGCUUCCUUCUCAGUUGCCAAACUGCAGAGUAUUCAAAAGGAUUUGUCUGCUUUACAAGACUUUUUCAAGUCGAACAAGACCUUUAUCGAAGGCUUGAGCGGUCCGGAAGCUUUGGCACGCGUGUCAACGAAACAGGAAGAGACUGCGUUGCAGGCAGAACACAGGGCACUGCACUCACUUGUCCAGCUCGUAUCUCAUACCAUUGAGGGUAUUUCGUUUGUGCUAGUUUUGUUUGAUGAGCGUGUGGAAGAGAUUGUUGCGCUCUUGCCAGAGGACUCCAAGCAGCGCUUCCUGAAACUCACUUUUGAGGAGCUGUUUAGCACCAGCAAAGGCCAUGAUAUCGCAAAGGAAUUGGUCAAGGGAAUUGUAAACCGAAACAUCGCCAAGGGAUCUAAUGUUGAAACAGUCGCCGAUGCCUUGCGCAGGCGAUGUGGUAGUUUCUGCAGCGCUGAAGAUGUGGUCAUUUUCAAGGCACAGGAGCUCUUGAAAAGAGCCACCGAAGCCGGGUUCAACUCCGAACUUGGCCGCAAUCUGCUUAAUGAAAGCUUACACUUGUUCCAGCAGGUGUCCGACAGCCUACCCAUGGAUUAUCUUGUAUCUGCGGUGGAAAGCUAUAUUUCCAACCAGUUCUUUGCUGGCGCCAUCCAACUUGCAUUGAACGCUGCCGCUCGCUCAGACAAGGCGAACAUGGCAUUGUCGUGGAUUGUCGACGGCAGACCAGAACAGGAUUCACGACGAGACUACUUUUACUUCAGGAAGCAAUGCUACGACCUGAUCUUCAAGGUCAUCAUUGCGGUUGAUACACUGGCGGCUCAGGACCCCGGUGUCGUUGAUGGGCAACUAACCAUUAUUUCAAAACGCAAGAACGAGGCUUACGGGAUCAUUUCAGACUCAACUGAUGAGGUGUUCUUGACGAGCUUGUAUGACUGGUAUCUAGAGCAGGGCUGGAACGACCGUUUGCUAAGAACAGAUUCCUCAUUUGUGGUUAUCUAUCUACAACGCAAAUCGACUGAUGACAUUUCGCACGCUGACCUCCUGUCGAGAUACUAUACCCAAUCGCAGCGGUUUUACGAAGCCGCCAAGGUCCAGUUCGAUCUUGCCCGAAGCUCUUUUGUUCUUCCUUUAAGCCGGAGAAUUGAGUACCUUGGUCAAGCGAGAGCCAACGCUUCAACCUUUACGCAGGAUGUAGGGCGGCAAUCCAGGCAGCGGGUGCUACAAGAAAUAUCCGGGUUCAUCGAUGUUGCAAACAUUCAGGAUGAUUUACUUCAACGAUUAAAGGAUGAUCAAAGAAUCGAACCCAACCAGAAAGCGGAAAUUCUUAAGGAGGUGGACGGACCAAUUCUGGAUAUAACUACCAUCUUUAACAAAUACGCCGACCCCGCCAGCUACUACGAUAUUUGCCUGCAGAUCUUCUUUGUUGCUGAUCAUCGCAACCCGGCAGAUAUCCGAGCUACAUGGCAGCACCUGCUCCAGGAUUUGCAUGACGAAAUCGUCGCGCGCGGCUCUCCUCAGCCCUACGAGGCUGUAAUUGAGAAAGUGCGCAGCCUAGGCAGUCGGCUUCGGAUGUCGGAAACUAUCUUCCCGGUCCCGACCCUCCUCCCCAUGCUUGAACGAUAUGCCUUGGAACACCAGCGUGGUGUCGGCCCGCCAACGUGGGUCAUUGACGUGUUCCUCGAUCUAGGCGUUGCGCACGAGACCAUCUACUCGGUCCUCGAAUCAAUGUACUACACGGACGAGGCCCCCUUCCACGGCUCUAACCGCAAGCUCAUUGCCAAGGACCUGCUCUACCUAAUCCAGCACUGGUUCCACGAUACCGUGCGCCUGGGCGGAAUCGUCUUCGGCAGCGACGUGGUCGCGGAGCGCAUCUCAGAAAUGCUUGUUCUUCUCCAGCAAGGCGGGAUCACUUCGGAGCAGAUGCAGGUAGCGCAUGAACUGCGGGCCAGAAUUCAGGAUAUCUUGCGGUGA
Molecule: messenger RNA, 4086 nt
Organism: Aspergillus ochraceoroseus IBT 24754
Lineage: Eukaryota; Fungi; Ascomycota; Eurotiomycetes; Eurotiales; Aspergillaceae
Product: putative non-repetitive nucleoporin
Exons: 5
Coding region: 1-4086 (1361 amino acids)
Biological process (GO): protein import into nucleus; transcription-dependent tethering of RNA polymerase II gene DNA at nuclear periphery; RNA export from nucleus
Cellular component (GO): nuclear pore; nuclear pore inner ring
Molecular function (GO): structural constituent of nuclear pore
Source: RefSeq, a predicted model, not a curated record